Perognathus longimembris pacificus (Pacific pocket mouse) is the source of this 7037-nucleotide messenger RNA. It is a transcript of the gene Adamts6, whose product is annotated as ADAM metallopeptidase with thrombospondin type 1 motif 6. NCBI's taxonomy places the organism in Eukaryota, Metazoa, Chordata, Mammalia, Rodentia, Heteromyidae. Bases 597 to 4055 code for a protein of 1152 amino acids. Gene Ontology annotation, cellular component: extracellular matrix. Gene Ontology annotation, molecular function: metalloendopeptidase activity. The record is from RefSeq and is a predicted model, not a curated record. Gene Ontology annotation, biological process: extracellular matrix organization; proteolysis. The transcript is spliced from 26 exons.
UUAUUUGAGGCGGGGAGGGAGAGAGAGGCGGGUGGUGGUUGCAAAGGCACAUCUCAGGUUGAUAGCCUGGAUGGAUUGGAGGCAUUCUCUUUUUCUGCCAAAUCGGAAAGUCGGUUCUCGAAAGCCCCGGCUAGCCAGACUAUAGGGUUUUAUUCUGGCUGCAGAAUAUAACUGGCUGGUGUGGUUUUUGCAAAGGGGGGCAAAAAGGAAAAAAAAAAAAAAGGGAAAAAAAAAAGGAGAGGCAGUACGUGAGUCGUCCAUUGCAAUCUCUAUUGUUUGAAACUUACUUUUUUUUUUAAAAUCAGAAUUUGAAGAUGAAAACGGUUAAAUAAUGGCCAUAUUUUAGUGACUGAUCAACUUAAUGCUUUGCUUCUGAACACAUUUAUUACCAUUAUUUUCUUCAUUUUGGAUUGAGAACAUGAAUCUGGACACAGGAGAAAGUACAGAAUGUUGGAAAAGAGUAUCCAUUAAACAGAACAUCUAACAGCUACUUUGCAAGAAGCAUUAAGUACAGCAUUGUUAUGCUUCGAUUUUGGUAUGAUAUUGACUCUCUAGCACAUAGGUAGCCCUCCAAAAAAUCACCAGUUUUCUAAAUUAUGGAAAUUUUGUGGAAGACGUUGACUUGGAUGUUGAGCCUCAUCAUGGCUUCAGCAGAAUUUCAUAAUGACCACAGACUUUCAUACAGUUCUCAAGAGGAAUUCCUGACUUAUCUUGAACACUACCAGCUAACUAUUCCAAUAAGGGUUGAUCAAAAUGGAGCUUUCCUCAGCUUUACUGUGAAAAAUGAUAAGCACUCAAGAAGAAGACGGAGUAUGGACGCUAUCCAUCCACAGCAGGCGGUGUCGAAGUUAUUUUUUAAACUUUCAGCCUACGGCAAGCACUUUCACCUAAACUUGACUCUCAAUACAGAUUUUGUAUCCAAACAUUUUACAGUAGAAUACUGGGGAAAAGAUGGACCCCAGUGGAAACAUGAUUUUUUAGACAACUGUCAUUAUACCGGAUAUUUGCAAGAUCAACGUAGUACAACCAAGGUGGCUUUAAGCAACUGUGUUGGAUUGCAUGGCAUUAUUGCUACAGAAGAUGAAGAAUAUUUUAUUGAGCCUUUAAAGAAUACCACAGAGGAUUCUAAGCAUUUUAAUUAUGAAAAUGGCCAUCCUCAUGUUAUUUACAAAAAGUCUACCCUUCAGCAACGGCAUCUGUAUGACCACUCCCAUUGUGGGCUUUCAGACUUCACAAGCAGUGGCAAACCUUGGGGGCUGAAUGAUACAUCAUCUGCUCUUCCUUUAUUACUACCAACCAAUGACACACAUACCCACCACAGACGGAAAAGAUCCGUGAGCAUUGAGCGCUUCGUGGAGACGCUGGUUGUGGCAGACAAAAUGAUGGUGGGCUACCAUGGACGUAAAGACAUUGAGCAUUACAUUUUGAGUGUGAUGAAUAUUGUUGCCAAACUUUACCGUGAUUCCAGCCUAGGAAACGUUGUGAAUAUUAUAGUGGCUCGCUUAAUUGUUCUCACAGAGGAUCAGCCAAACUUGGAGAUAAACCACCAUGCAGACAAGUCCCUCGAUAGCUUCUGUAAGUGGCAGAAAUCAAUUCUCUCCCACCAAAGUGAUGGAAACACCAUUCCAGAAAAUGGGAUUGCCCACCACGAUAAUGCAGUUCUUAUUACUAGGUUAUUAUUUCCCAGUACCAAUGUUUUCUUCAUUGACCCUGUGCUUUAUGUCUUGAAGAGUUUUACUUUGGGGAUGGAAUACCAUCACAAAUUUUGGGAUAGGUAUGAUAUCUGCACUUACAAAAACAAGCCUUGUGGAACUUUGGGCUUGGCCUCUGUGGCUGGAAUGUGUGAGCCUGAAAGGAGUUGCAGCAUUAAUGAAGACAUUGGCUUGGGUUCAGCUUUUACCAUUGCACAUGAGAUUGGUCACAAUUUUGGUAUGAACCAUGAUGGAAUUGGAAAUUCUUGUGGGACCAAAGGUCAUGAAGCAGCAAAACUUAUGGCAGCUCACAUUACUGCAAAUACCAAUCCUUUUUCCUGGUCUGCCUGCAGUCGAGACUAUAUAACCAGCUUUCUAGAUUCAGGCCGUGGUACUUGCCUUGAUAAUGAGCCUCCCAAGCGUGACUUUCUUUAUCCAGCUGUGGCCCCAGGUCAGGUGUACGACGCCGAUGAGCAAUGCCGUUUCCAGUACGGAGCAACAUCCCGCCAAUGUAAAUAUGGGGAAGUGUGUAGAGAGCUCUGGUGCCUCAGCAAAAGCAACCGUUGUGUUACCAACAGUAUUCCCGCCGCUGAAGGGACAUUGUGUCAAACUGGGAAUAUUGAGAAAGGGUGGUGUUAUCAGGGAGAUUGUGUUCCCUUUGGCACGUGGCCCCAGAGCACAGAUGGGGGCUGGGGUCCCUGGUCUUUGUGGGGCCAGUGCAGCAGGACCUGCGGGGGAGGCGUCUCUUCAUCCUUAAGACACUGUGGCAGCCCAGCACCUUCAGGAGGUGGAAAAUACUGCCUUGGCGAAAGGAAACGGUAUCGCUCCUGCAACACGGAUCCAUGCCCUUUGGGUUCCCGAGAUUUUCGAGAAAAACAGUGUGCAGACUUUGACAAUAUGCCUUUCCGAGGAAAGUAUUAUAACUGGAAACCCUAUACUGGAGGUGGUGUAAAGCCGUGUGCAUUAAACUGUUUGGCUGAAGGUUACAAUUUCUACACUGAACGUGCCCCUGCAGUGAUUGAUGGGACCCAGUGCAAUGCAGAUUCAUUGGAUAUUUGUAUCAAUGGAGAAUGCAAGCACGUGGGCUGUGAUAAUAUCCUGGGGUCGGAUGCGCGGGAAGAUCGCUGUCGGGUCUGCGGUGGGGAUGGAAGCUCCUGUGACGCCCUUGAGGGCUUCUUCAACGACUCCCUGCCCAGAGGAGGCUACAUGGAAGUGGUGCAGAUACCCAGAGGCUCUGUCCACAUUGAAGUCAGAGAAGUUGCCAUGUCAAAGAACUACAUUGCUUUAAAAUCUGAAGGGGACGAUUACUACAUUAAUGGUGCCUGGACUAUUGACUGGCCUAGGAAGUUUGAUGUUGCUGGAACAGCUUUUCACUACAAGAGACCAACGGAUGAACCUGAAUCCUUAGAAGCUCUCGGUCCCACCUCUGAAAAUCUCAUUGUCAUGGUUCUACUCCAGGAACAGAAUUUGGGAAUUAGGUAUAAGUUCAACGUUCCCAUCACUCGGACGGGCAGUGGAGAUAAUGAAGUGGGCUUUACGUGGCACCAUCAGCCUUGGUCAGAAUGCUCAGCUACUUGCGCUGGAGGUGUCCAAAGACAGGAAGUGGUGUGCAAAAGGGUAGACGACAACUCCAUCGUCCAGAACAACUAUUGUGAUCCUGACAGUAAGCCACCAGAAAAUCAAAGAGCCUGCAACACAGAGCCCUGUCCACCUGAGUGGUUCAUUGGGGAUUGGUUGGAGUGCAGCAAGACCUGUGAUGGGGGCAUGCGCACACGGGCAGUGCUCUGCAUCCGGAAGAUCGGGCCUUCGGAGGAGGAGACGCUGGACUACAGUGGUUGUUUGACCCACCGACCUAUGGAAAAAGAGUCCUGCAACAACCAGUCAUGUCCACCUCAGUGGGUGGCUUUGGACUGGUCUGAAUGUACUCCGAAAUGUGGUCCAGGAUUCAAGCACCGGAUCGUUCUGUGCAAGAGCAGUGACCUUGCCAAAACCUUCCCAGCGGCUCAAUGUCCCGACGAAAGCAAACCUCCUGUUCGCAUCCGCUGCAGCUUGGGCCGCUGCCCACCUCCUCGCUGGGUGACAGGAGACUGGGGCCAGUGUUCUGCCCAGUGUGGCCUUGGACAGCAAAUGCGUACGGUGCAGUGUCUCUCCUAUACUGGCCAAGCAUCUAGUGACUGUCCAGAUACUGUGCGGCCUCCGUCCAUGCAGCAGUGUGAAAGUAAAUGUGACAGUACACCCAUCUCCAGUACUGAAGAGUGCAAAGAUGUGAACAAAGUGGCUUAUUGCCCACUGGUGCUGAAGUUCAAGUUCUGCAGUCGAGCAUACUUCAGACAGAUGUGUUGUAAGACCUGCCAAGGACACUGACCCACGGAAAGCCAGAGAGAGAGAGAGCCUUGUCAUUUCAUCGUGGAAAUGCAUCCAUGGAGGAGAGCCACCCCGAGGAAGAGGACUGAUGUCCUUGCAAAAGCAUUACCCUGUGGAAAACGUAACCACUGGUCAGCCCUAGCUGACAGGAAUUCAAUAUUAUUUUAACUUCUGUGAAGUGGGAUUUAUUGAUCCAAAGUGCUGGACACGGUAUUAGGAGGGAAUGCCAGAUUGGAGAGAUCCAAACAACACAGGGAGACUUGCUUACUGUGGAGCGUUUGUGUUCUUUCGAGUAAAUCCAAUAGCCUGUUUACCUCCUUGGACCAUUAAGAUAAUUUUUAUUAUGGACUUAGCAAUGACACUGAAUCCAUUUGUAUUUAAAACUGUUUAAAAUGUAGCUGUUAUGACUUGGUUAACUAUGGAAGUAAAGAAGAUUCAGAAUUCUUAAGUCAUAGCUUAAAAAAUAUUUACUAUACUUUAUCUCACUACAACAGCACCACCAUUUAAAUUAUAAAAUGGGCUUUGAACUGUAAUUUAAGGACCAAUUAUAAAUCAAAAGUAAUGGAAGUUUGUAUUCUUCUCCUCCAUUCCACUUAAUUUCCUUAGGAAUAAUCCCCCUGUUCUGAACACUGCUGUGAGCCAUAUAUAAAACUAUAUUAACGUGGACAAUGAGGGACUUAGUUUAAAGCAAAGCAUCGGUUGCUGCAGCUGUGCAAGUCUAUAAAUUCAGUGUGCAAGUGAAGCUGAGAUUUCCAUUAAAAACUUUAAGAGAAAAACAUUUCAGUUUCAUCCAGAAGCCAGACCUGUGGUAUGGUGGAGACUGAAGUACCCGGCCCCUCACUACUACCACCAUACCCCACAACAUGCCUUAUUUUUCACUUGAGUCUCCCUGCCACCCCCCCCCCCAAACUCAUUGUGUUUACAUUCUCACCAGCCACACAACAGCUUCUGCCUUGAUUGUUGCGCGCAUGCCCAGCCUAAUGAGAUGAUGCCAGACACAAGAUAGGCCGCCUCGGCAGCAACCAGGCAGCCCCUUUUGCAAUUUGCUGACAAUUAUGAUGCGUUCCAGAUGUCCCUUCUUUGAUAUGGUAGAAGGGCAUUUAUUUCUAUGAGAGCAAGUGUGCGUGUGUGUGCGUGUGUGUGCACAAGCUCAGGCGCUUGAGUAUAUGGAUAGAUGAGUGUGCUUGCAUAUAAAUGUGCUAUUUCUUUGAGUUUGAAAGUAGGCAAGGGACAACAACCAAAGAAGAAAAACUCACCAACACUAGAGCUCAUAUGGCGUAAUUCUAACCAUCAUCCUACCAAGGAUUUAGUAUUUUUUUAAAAAAUGGAUACUGUCUUGUUACUGUCGAUUAAAUGUGAAGCCCAGUUUCUUGGGCAAGUCAAAUUCUAGAAGGUCAUCCACCUAAAUUAAAAUGACUAGCCCCUAUCUUCACAUCCUGCUCACCCAAAGAGUCAACAGCUAGAUUUUUUUUAAAGGGUACUCUUUAUAGUAACACUUUGUACUUGAAUACUCUGUAGCUCAUAGCAGGUUCUUGAUGAAUGUGCUCUGUGUUUAACAGGCCUCUUUUGGUGUACAUGUGUAUAGAUCAUGCUUGCACCAAAACGAAAUGGCUACUUUGUAAGCAUAGUAUGUACAGUUGAAAAGCAUGUGUCCUACACACCAUGAUUCGUUGUUGUUUUUUUUUUCAAGAAGGAAAAGAAACUGAGAUAUGAAAUGUCACCUAAUCUUCCAGGUUUGCUGCGGCUAGAUGGCACUGGCUUGUUUUCUGUACAUUCCUUCACAACCACCCACCUCUCGUGCCCUGCCUGUCUCUCAGUAUCGCAGUUCCCAUCCCUGAGUUCUCCAGAAAGAUCUCUUGAUACACAAGAGAUACUGUUAAACCCUAUCUAUGUAGCUGCCCUUGGAAGACCAACCCAAGCGCCAUGUUAGCUAAUUGGGGAAGAAAAGCAGCCCGUGGGCAGUGCAGUUGAAGCUUGAAUUCCCUCUUGAUCCUUUUUCAAAGAACCAUUAACUUGGUGCUAAUGUGCCCUGGUGAAAUUAAAUAAAGCAUACGUGGUUUGUGUGGCCGUUUAGGCAUAGGUUUCCUAUCUACAUCUGAUUGUCAUUAACACAAAUAGCAGCACAUUUUUUUUUUUAUUUCUAGAAGAUACAAUACUGACCAAAGGUCCUACUUUAUCCCCACUUGGAAGCUAAUACCAUCAGGGCUGACCCAUGGCUCCUUGCAGUGCCUCGCGGCGGGAAAGGGGAUCGAGGCCUGAGUUCCCGCUGGGGUGAUCCCUGCCCUGGAGCAUAGCUUGCCUUUCAAGAUGCCACAAAGCAUAGAAUGUAAUAGGAUUCAACAUUUUCAGGUAGGCCCUGAGUUUCCACCUGAACUGGUUAAAAGGAAAAAGAAGAAGAGAGAAAAGACAAACAUAUUCCACAACACGUUACAGUAUCACUGCUACUGUCGCCACUCAGGUAGCUCCAGGAAGCCCUACUCCUACACCAUAACAACAGGCUCUUCCGUGGAGGCUCAGCUGCCCUGGAAGAUGUCCAAAGGCUCUGACAUCUGCUUCGGGAACCCCAGGGAAACUGAUACCAUGGCUGAGCGCAGUCUCUGACAUUGGUAUAAUAGUCUACCAAAAAAAAAAAAAAAAGAAAGAAAUGCAAACAUACCCAAAUGAUUGAAUCCCUAGAGCUACAUGAGACUUACAGUAUAUCCCAUUAGGAACUUUUCUAUUUGAGUGAAUGUCACGUUAAGUAUCCUUGAUAAUACAGAAUGGAAUUACCUUUGUAUCAUUGUGAUUAGUUGUUGCUUAUUAUUUUAUAUGCAGUAUUAAUGUGGUACACUGUUACUGGUUUUUUUUUUUUGCUUUUGUAAAUUAUAUUCUAAUUUAUUGCCAUGUUUCCUAACACUUGUCCUACAUUCAUUCUCUUGCUUGUAAUGAAAAUGAAAAAAAAAAAAGUCAUUGUAACACUUGAUGGAGUGAAAUUCCACACCA